AUGUAGUCCAGACUAUUUUAUUUAAAAGCAUAAUACACCAUAUACUUUGAAGCUUUAUUUUCUAAUGCAAUCAUAAACAUGUUAAGUUUUAUUAACUUACUAGCAUCCCCACCUACUAUAUUCUAUUUUCCUUUAUCUGCUCAAGCACUUUCAAACAUAUUUUAUUUUAGGAUUUUUAUUUUUAUCUUCCACAGCUAGAUUUUGUUGUUUCUCCUUUAUUUCACAUGCGCUUGUAAGGGGUAUGAGCAUCAUCACAGUGAAAUGUUUCUAGGCUACAGAAUGCCCUACAAAUGGCAAAUGGUAAUUCUCUUCUAUUCUAGCUCUUAAUUAGUUGCUUUCACUGUUUCUAAAUAUACCUGUGGCUAAAUUUGUAUUAAAACACUCAAAAGUACCACUUCUCAGUCUGGAAACAAUUGCCAAGAGUCUAAUUUGGUUCUGGACUUUGGUCAACCUGUGUGCCUUGUUAGUUCUCUCUAGCAGUUGGUGAGUAAGGAAAUGACCCUUCAAUUUCCUCUUCUUUGUCCUCUGACCUCUAAGGUGACUUAAUUUUUCUAAAUGUUUCCAAGUCAUCAAUAUUUUUCCAAGGGCUCAAUAUUUUAUGAAUUUUACAAAUAGUACAUGAAGAGUGAGAGAAAGGUUCUAUAAUUUUUUAGACUUUGAAAAUUCAUUUUUAUUGUACACAUUCCAGAAACAUAUUGGAUUGGAUCUUAGAGUGAAGAAAGCCUUCCAGACAAUUCAUCUAAUCCAUUCAUUUCUUCAUUCAUUCAUUCAAUAAAUAGUUAAUUGAGUGCUUGCUUCCUAAGUACCAGGCUCUAGGCUGUGUACUGAGGGAGCAGAGAUACAGUGAGCAGGAUCUCUAUCUUUCCCUCCCCACCUCACUCCCCUCCUCCCCAUACUACCCACCCUCACCCUGGCAAGGCACUUAGUGCUGAUAAAGGAGAACCUUACCUGAAUGACAAUCACCCAGAGUAAACAGUGAAACAGUAAUGCAAUGUAAGAGGUAACGUUUUUAAAGGUAAUUCUGUGCAAUGAAGUAUAAAACCAAACUAUCAUAAAUAGUCUAGCUACAGUGUAACCACUAUUAUCAUCUCUUUGGAGUUACAUAGCAAAAAGGAAUAAAACCACCAAAAUAAAAUAAAAUAAAACAGUUUUUGCAGAAUAGAGCCUAGUAUUAUGGCCUAAAGAUAGCCAUAUACUUGUGCUAUCUGAAGAUCUACUUUGUAAAGAUGACUACUAAGAUUGUAAAUACAAAAAUCACAAAUGUACUUAAAUUUUCUGGACUAUCCAUGUUUUACAGGCAAUAUUUACUACAUAUUUAAGUGGCUUAAAAGAUAAUAUUUCGCUUAAGUGUCUUUUACCAAUACAAUGAUAAAACACUUACCUUAAUACUGAUAGGGAAAAUUAAGGAUUGUAUAUAGGUAUAUUUUGCUUCACAAUGGUUGUGUAAAAAGUCACAUGUAAAUUGAAGUUUCAUAAACCAAAUUGUAUUUUAAAUGCAUUAAGGGAGCUGCCAUUUAAAGGAAACUUCCGAAUCAUUUUCUAAAGCAGAAAACCCAUUUUAGAAUACAAAGAAUCAUUCUCUAAUUUAUCUGUUUUGUAUAUUUGGAUUUUCAAUAUGAGCUUUGCUUAAAACAGAGAUCACCUGCAUAAUAAGUGUGUUCUGCCAAGGCUGCUUGUGCUACAAGUUUGUUGGUUGCCAAGGUCUCAUGCUUAAAAGUCUGUUGUAGUUUGGUGUGAAUUGAGCUGUCAAGUGAUUCAAUGAUGGCACAGUAGCAUUCCUUAACAGUCUGAGUAGUCAACCCAUUUUAACUCGAUGCAGGACUCUUCUGCUCAGCAGUGUCUCUUAUCUCAGAUGUGGCCAUGUUUCAGUAGAGGGUAGAGUGACUCCUGUAUUCAUAUUCUAUAAAGUUCUUAGAGUCACAAGUUUCAUAAUAAAUAUACGUUAUUAUGUAAACAUAUUGAAUUGCAUGUGUAUUAGAAUUUUUUAGCAGUAUUUUAGCUUGAAAGUACUUGUACAAACACUGUUAAAUUUAGUUGCAAAUAAUUGUUCUCAAGUUAUUGGAAUAAAUGACAAAUGAAACAAGCUCUUAUGUAAAUAGACUUCUGUGCCAAAUAGUGACAUUUUUUUCCAAACGAUAAAUGUCAUAUUUUGGGCUGUUAGUAGGCAAAAUGCAAUAUUGGAAAUGUGAUCAAAUGAUAUUGUAUUUUAUUGGAUAAACUGUUUAUACGGUUAUUUUAUGCUGUAGUUAACUUUCAGUUAAUAAAUAAAUAUUCUCUAAAAAUAAAUCUUUAAAUUAGU
Molecule: messenger RNA, 2299 nt
Organism: Microcebus murinus (gray mouse lemur)
Lineage: Eukaryota; Metazoa; Chordata; Mammalia; Primates; Cheirogaleidae
Source: RefSeq, a predicted model, not a curated record